Funneliformis geosporum is the source of this 173-nucleotide messenger RNA. Lineage: Eukaryota; Fungi; Glomeromycota; Glomeromycetes; Glomerales; Glomeraceae. The record is from the annotation of a GenBank genome assembly.
GAGAUAAAGUUUUGUAUUUUGAAGCGGCUAAAGACAAAACACAUUUAGAAAAAUUAGAUCAAAAAUGGAAAGGACCGUACUAUAUCCAUCAAUUGUUAUUAAAUAGAUCAUACAAGAUAAGAGAACUAGAUGGUCGUGUACUUCGAACCCCAAUAAAUGGAGAUCUUUUAAAA